GGAAGGCGGAUCUGAGAGCGAGGAACUCGUUAUUAAAAGAGGCUCCAGCUCCGUUAUCUGGAACUGGUUCGGCUAUAAAAAGAGUGACGAGGAGCAGACAUCGUGUAUAUGCAGAGUCUGCAAAAAAAUUAUAAGCUCAAAGGAUGGCAAUACAACUAAUUUAUUCCACCACCUCAAACACCAGCACAAACCGGAGUACGAGGAGAGCCAGACAAUGCGCGCAGCAGCGACAGCGUCUACCGCAAAAGGCAGCGGUAAGAAAACUUCUACCCAGGCAAAGAUUGCAGACGCAUUUGCGCAUUCAGUUCCUUAUAAUAAGGAAAGCAAGAGGUGGAAAGACUUAACGGAGGCAGUAGCGUUUUGUCUUGCUAGAGACAUGCUGCCACUCCAAACUGUGGAGAAGGAGGGAUUCAAAAGAAUGAUCAAUAAAAUGGAUGGCAGAUACAACAUGCCCUCAAGGAAAUAUUUUUCCAAGACAGCCCUGCCUAAGAUGUAUGAUGAGUGCCGUGAUGGCUUACAAACAACGCUGUCUACAGCGGAGUUUUUUGCCUCAACCACAGACAUGUGGAGUAGUCGAGCAACUGAGCCGUACAUCAGCCUCACGGUCCACUUCAUCACGAGUGAUUGGAGUUUGAACAGCUGUUGCCUCCGGACGAGUUUUUUCCCGGAAGACCACACGGGUGAAAAUAUUGCAAGUGGUCUGAAGCAAUUUCUGCAAGAAUGGAAACUGCACGAAAGCAAACAGGUGUGCCUGACCACGGACAGUGGAGCUAACAUGGUCAAAGCAGUCGCCCUGAACCACUGGACAAGGCUGUCCUGCUUUGGUCAUAACCUACACAUUGCUAUUGAGAGAAGCAUGAGGGACAGCAGGAUUGACAGAGCUGUGGGAGUUUGUAAGAAAAUUGUCAGCUUGUUCUCGCACAGCUGGAAGAGGCAACGGGCUCUCAAAGCUGCACAAGAAGAGCUCGGCCUUCCUCAGCAUAAAAUGGUGACUGAAUCUCCAACACGAUGGGGAUCCAGGCAGAAAAUGAUUCAGCGGCUGCUUGAGCAAGAGAAGGCCAUCACACAAGUCUUGGCUGCCGACCGGUCAACCAGGCAUCUGGUGCUUAAGUGGCAGGACAUUGAUGUCCUUGAUGCUGUCAGCAAGGCUUUAGGGCCUCUCCUUGAUUUCACUGAUGCCCUGUCCUCAGAGAAUUAUGUCACAGUGUCAUUCUUGAGGCCUAUUCUUCACCUUUUCAGCAGUGAGCUACUGCAGGAGAAGGAUGAAGACGCAGAUCUCACCAAGACCAUUAAAAAGUCAGUACUGGACUAUGUGAUGGCCAAAUACAGCAAUCCAGAGGUUGCAGAACUGAUCAACAUGGCAUCAUUUCUUGAUCCACGCUUCCGCACUCUGCACCUGAGUCAGGAAGAGAUCCAGGUCAUCAAAGCCAGAGUGGUCAGAGAGGGGGUAUCUGUUUCUGCCAUGCAAAGUGGCCCUGCUGCUUCUACCUCUGAAACACAAGCCCAGGGUCAAGCAAAAGAGGAGAACCAGAAGAAGAAACAGAAGAAAAGCCUUGGAAGCUUUUUCAAGCAAACAGCUGCUGCUGAGGUCCCUGUCAAAGUUUCUGACACUGUGAAAAUUGAGGCUGAAUUGAGCAGCUACCUACUUGGCCAAGUGGCAGACAGCGAAAGCAAUCCACUUACAUGGUGGAAAAUACAUGAAGUGAAUUUCCCUCUCAUCAGUCAUUUGGCAAAAAAGUAUCUGUGCAUCCCUGCAACAAGCACAGCCUCAGAGAGGGUGUUUAGUGCUGGAGGGAACAUAGUUACCUGCCACAGGUCUCUGCUGAAACCAGCCACAGUGGACAUGCUAGUCUUCCUGACUAAAAACCUUAAGGUUUGAGCCUUGGUGUCUUUUGGAAAGAAGCACACAUGCUUACCCUGCACAUUAUGGGUAAAUAGGGAGUUUACAGGAGUUUACAGUGUUUUACAUUUUUUCAGUGUUUACAUUUUCAUUGAAAUGUUAUAUAUUUUUGUUCUUCUUGUUCUCUUUUGCACUAUUUUGAUACCUUGAUAUAACGUUUGAAUAUUAAGAAAAUUUCUAAUUUUGUGGCAUGUUCCAACCACAGGUUAAUU
Cololabis saira (Pacific saury) is the source of this 2112-nucleotide messenger RNA. RefSeq names its product E3 SUMO-protein ligase ZBED1-like. The transcript has 2 exons. The coding region runs from base 215 to 1879 and encodes 554 amino acids. The record is from RefSeq and is a predicted model, not a curated record. Lineage: Eukaryota; Metazoa; Chordata; Actinopteri; Beloniformes; Belonidae. Gene Ontology annotation, molecular function: protein dimerization activity.